AAAGAUAGUACUACUACUAAAUGGAAAGAACGAACUUCUUGCCCUGACCAGCAGCAGGGGCCGAGGCCUCACCAUUUCCAAAAACCCAGAAACGCCGUCGAUCGGAGCAAACCCUCCCGAACGAUGCAUCGGUGGUGCACGAAACUCCGUUCACUGUCCCUCCUUCAUUGCUCUACGCACAAACCAACCCUAAUUUCUCUCUCAUCAUCACCAUCUACCCAUCGUCUCCUCCACUCUUCUCCGCAGCUCCUUUACAGGCCCCUGGCAUCCACCUUAAUAUCCCCCAACCUUAAGCCCCUUUUCAACGCUUCCUCCGCCUCUCACCCUUCGUUGCUCAAUCAGGCUGUCUGCUCCCAUCCUCUUCCCCAUCUCUCUCUCAUUCAAGUGCGGCAUCGUACAAAGAAGGAGAAGAGGGAGAAAACAAAGAAGUUUAAGCCGUGGACACCAGUCACGUCCAAGUUGAAGAAAACCAAAAUGAAAUGUUAUUCAUCUUAUAAGGGGAGAUUUAGGGUAAUGAAUGAUGGCACAAUUAGGCGGUGGAAAGAGGGCAAGCGACACAAUGCACAUUUAAAGUCUAAGUCAGCAAAACGUAGACUCAGACUGCCUGGUAUUGUUCCUUUGGCUUAUGCAAAAGUCAUGAAGAAACUCAACUUCUGUGGUUAAACACUUUUUUUGUAUUCGCAGACUGAAAAUACAGAACGUGAUUCUGUAGCAAGAGGAUCAAAACCAGCAAUCUAUUUGGCUUGAGGCUAUGAAACUUUUAUGUUCUUUGUUAGAACUGCUUUGUUUGUAUUGGAAGAGUUUUAGAAGGAAUUGUCUGUUAGAUUCUUUGAAUGGGUUGAUUAGCUGGACAAAGUAUUAAUUUCAGCAAUUUAUGUUGAUUUGGAAAAUGAAAUCAACAUUUAAGUGCUAACUGUCUAAGGGCAUCAUAAUCUGCCUAUCUACUUGACAGUUUAUCCAAUUUCAGACUCGGGUUUCCUUUGAGAAAGAACAUGUUAAUAAUGCUAUAUAAAUGUCAAUUUGUAUCA
Molecule: messenger RNA, 1028 nt
Organism: Rhododendron vialii
Lineage: Eukaryota; Viridiplantae; Streptophyta; Magnoliopsida; Ericales; Ericaceae
Exons: 5
Coding region: 124-663 (179 amino acids)
Biological process (GO): translation
Cellular component (GO): ribosome
Molecular function (GO): structural constituent of ribosome
Source: RefSeq, a predicted model, not a curated record